Molecule: messenger RNA, 1210 nt
Organism: Copidosoma floridanum
Lineage: Eukaryota; Metazoa; Arthropoda; Insecta; Hymenoptera; Encyrtidae
Gene: Rpn11
Product: regulatory particle non-ATPase 11
Molecular function (GO): protein binding; metallopeptidase activity
Source: RefSeq, a predicted model, not a curated record
GUAUGUCAGUAAGUGAGGGGAUAUGUCCUCAAAUCCGUUGUUGAUGCUUACAGAAAAGUUAAACAGAUCGUGAAGUAUUAGCGAUUGUUAUUUGUGUCUUGAGUUGUAAUUUUAGUAUAAAAAUAUGGACAGACUAUUGCGAUUAGGCGGUGGAAUGCCCGGAUUGAACUCGGGACCUCCGCCUUCGGACGCCCCAGUCGUAGAUACUGCGGAGCAGGUUUACAUUUCCUCUCUGGCACUGUUGAAAAUGUUAAAACACGGAAGAGCGGGGGUACCAAUGGAAGUAAUGGGUCUGAUGCUUGGUGAAUUUGUUGAUGACUACACAGUCAGGGUUAUAGAUGUCUUUGCCAUGCCACAGACGGGAACCGGAGUUAGCGUGGAAGCAGUAGAUCCAGUUUUUCAAGCAAAAAUGUUAGACAUGCUCAAACAAACUGGUCGACCUGAGAUGGUAGUUGGCUGGUAUCAUUCCCAUCCUGGAUUUGGAUGUUGGCUAUCUGGAGUAGAUAUAAACACACAGCAAUCAUUUGAAGCACUUAGUGAGAGAGCAGUAGCUGUUGUUAUUGAUCCCAUUCAGUCAGUCAAAGGAAAAGUUGUUAUAGAUGCAUUUAGAUUAAUUAAUCCAAACAUGAUGGUUCUCGGUCAAGAACCGCGACAGACAACGUCAAACUUAGGUCACUUGCAAAAACCAUCUGUUCAAGCACUUAUUCACGGGUUGAAUAGACAUUACUAUAGCAUUAGUAUUAACUACCGUAAAAACGAGUUGGAACAGAAAAUGUUACUAAAUUUGCACAAAAAGACUUGGAUGGAUGGCUUGACACUUGCAGAGUACUCGGAACACAGUAAAAUCAACGAAAAUACUGUGCAAGAAAUGCUUGAAUUAGCUAAAAAUUAUAAUAAGGCUUUGGAGGAUGAAGAGAAAAUGACGCCAGAACAGUUGGCGAUCAAGAAUGUUGGUAAACAAGACCCAAAGAGACAUUUAGAAGAGAAGGUAGACAAUCUUAUGACGACGAAUAUUGUUCAAUGCUUAGGAGCUAUGCUCGAUACUGUUGUCUUCAAAUAACUGAAUCAUAAUUCAAUAUACAAAGAAACAUAUGCAUCAAUUUAAUCUUAGAUUUGCCAACUUUUUGUACUGAUUCAUUCAACUUACUGCUGCUGGAUGUGUGUAAAAAAAUCUCUGAAUUAUAUUUUCAAAUUUUUAAUGAAAACAGCA